AUGCUCAUUGGGGUACGUAUGAUAAAUAUACCGCCGCCCAUUAUGACUGUUAAUUGUUGUUGGGUGUUGCGUUUGAGCACCCUUUCUUUUUACCUUUCUAUCUAUCUAUCUAUCUUGUAUCUGUCUUUCCUUCUCUCUAUCGUUUUAUCAAUCUUUAUUUCUACCUUUCUUUAUUUCUAUACUUCUUACAUUCUAUCUAUCUUUCUUUCUUUCUUUCUUUCUUUCUUUCUUUCUUUCUUUCUUUCUUACUUUCUUUCUAUCGUCCUAUCGAUCAUUCCUUCUUUCUGUCUUUCUAUCUAUCUUUAUUUCUAUUUUUCUAUCUAUCUAUCUAUCUAUCUUUCUUUCUUUCUUUCUUUCUUUCGAUCUUUACUUAUUUCUGUCUUUCUGUCUAUAUUUAUUUCUAUCUUUCGUUUUUCUAUCUUUCUAUCUUUCUUUCUUUCUUUUUCUAUCGUUCUAUGGAAUCUCCUUGAUUCUAUCUGUCUUUCUUUAUUUCUAUCUUUCUUUGUUCCCGUCUUUCUUUCUUUCUUUCUAUCGAUCAUUCCAAAUUUCUUUCUAUCUUUCUAUCUAUCUUUCUUCUUUCAAUCAUUCUAUCUUUCUGCAUUUCUAACUUUCUUUCUUUUUUUUUAUUCCAUUAUUUUCUUUCUAUGCUUCAUUCUAUCUAUCUAUCUAUCCAGCUAUGCUUCAUUCUGUCUAUCUAUCUAUGCUUCAUUCUAUCUAUCUAUCUAUCUAUCCAGCUAUGCUUCAUUAUAUCUAUCUAUCUAUCCGGCUAUGCUUCUAUCUAUCUAUCUAUCUAUCUAUCUAUCUAUCUAUCUAUCUAUCUAUCCGGCUAUGCUUCUAUCUAUCUAUCUAUCUAGCUAG
Molecule: messenger RNA, 858 nt
Organism: Acanthosepion pharaonis
Lineage: Eukaryota; Metazoa; Mollusca; Cephalopoda; Sepiida; Sepiidae
Source: the annotation of a GenBank genome assembly